Chironomus riparius is the source of this 2455-nucleotide messenger RNA. The record is from the annotation of a GenBank genome assembly. NCBI's taxonomy places the organism in Eukaryota, Metazoa, Arthropoda, Insecta, Diptera, Chironomidae.
CUGCAAGCACAUUUUACAGUCUCUUAAAUUUUUUACAUCUCUAAUUUUUCUGAAUUCUCUUUCUGAUUAUCUCCGAUUCUCUUGAUUUUUUUAGCUUACUCUGUUGCAUCAAAUCAAUUUUGUUGUGAAUUUAAGACUAAUCGGAUGUAAACAGCAUCAGCUGCUUUAGUGAAAUAAAAUGAAAUCUUUGUUUGCUAUUUUUUUUAUAACUUGUGUUGGAGCUGAAGAGUGUGGACGAACAAAAGUCGGCACUGCAUUUUCAAUUGGUAGUGAAUAUGCAACUAAAGGUCAGUGGCCGUGGAUGGCUCCUCUGUUUUAUCACAAUGACGACAAAUUCUUCUGUGGCUCAACGAUUAUUAGUAAACAGCAUUUGCUAAGUGUUGUGAUUAUGUUGACAAGAAUUCGUAAUAACAUUGACGACAUGGUCAAGAAAAUCGAGGAAAAUAAUCGAAUGACGCAGUUCGGCUUUUACAGUGUUAGUGCUGGUUUAUUGAUUUAUGCUUGCUAUCGAAAACGACCACUGAAAAAAUUUGUCAGAGCUUCCGAUAUUCCGAAUCAUUUUAUUACCGAAAAAAUUGUCCAAAGAGGUUUUGUGACUAAGAUUCAGCCAACUCAAAAUAGUGGACCACUAUUGAUGGUUAAUCAUAAACCACCAAUUGGAUUGCCAUUUAGAUCCGACCAAUCGCUUCCCAUUAAGAUUUCCGGCAUUAACGUUGGUAAUCUCGGCUACGGAUGGCUUGAAGCUGUUGUCAAGGACAAAGAAGUAACCUUCAUCCCAUUUUCAAACUCUGGUAGUAAUGCUGAAGCACAAGUGUUCUUAAUUGAGGAUCCACUCAAGAAACCAAUCGAUAUUGGCAAGGCAUUAACGUCCAUUGGAUUCGCUCAAACUACAAACAUACCACAAAAAAAGGAUAAUUACGCUCAGAAAUAUUUCAAACAAUUGCAGUCAAAUGAAAGCACCGCAAAAUUCUUCCAUAAAGGUCAAUGGUCAAAUUUGCCUGAAAAAUUCAGUUGGAUGAGGAAAGGAUGUGAAGGAAUUUUGUUCACAUUGAUGCCGCAUCAUAUGAGAGUUCCUCUUCUUGUUCCUUCACAUUGUUUCAAGAACAAAGGCGACUCAUCGACUCUAGCACCAAAUAGAGUAUAUUCGCUCCUCGGCAUUCAUGAUCUCAAUAAAACAGAUGAAAGAGGAAUAGUCAGAGCUCAAAUUAGCAACAUUAUAAUCCAUUCAGACUGGAGUUCGCAAAAAGAAACUUAUGAUGGAGACAUUGCAAUUUUAAGACUCGUAAAUAAAUUAGUUUUUACAAAUUACAUCCAACCGGUUUGUUUGCCUUCAUCAAAUAUGAAUGUAUUUGAAGUUGAUGGAACUGUCGUUGGAUAUGGACUGUCUGAUGAUACUGCUGAAGCUCAUGAGAUGAAGCCUAAAUUUGUAAGAAUAAGUUCAAUAACACAGGAAGAUUGUUUGAUAGGAAGAGAUGUAAUUGCGAGGAUUUCAAGCAAGAGGAUGUUUUGUGCUGGAAGUAUUGGGAAGAAUCCAUGUCGAGGCGAUUCCGGUGGUGGAUUUCAUGUCAAACUUGGUGGUUCAUACUUCAUCGUAGGAAUAAUAUCAUCUUCAGUUUACCGUGAAUGCCAUGAAAAUGAGUUUGUUUUAUUCACAAAUGUACCGAAAUUUAUGAGCUGGGUGAAUAGAGAAAUAACAGGAAAUAGAAUUUCUGAAUGGAAGCUGGAGCCGCUAAAGUGCGAAUAUGAGGAAAACAUUGAAUAUGAACGCUUUGAAUGCUUCAGUCCAUUUACUCUAAAAUCUCUCGAGUCAAACGUUAAAAUCUCAUCAAUUGAUGGCAUGCCAACGAAUGGAAAGACUUUUAAUGAUGUCAACACAGUCAUCAUUAAACAAGCAAAAGUGACAUUUAUUCCUGACAUGACCAUCGUGACUGAAAAAUUCACAAAUUUGACUGAAUUUUAUAUCGUUUUGUGCGGUCUGAAAUUCAUCGAACGAGCGAAGCUUUCAAAAAUGCCAAAGCUUAAAAAUUUAAAUUUCUAUGGAAAUGAAAUUGAACAUUUUGAUGAAGACGUGUUUGAUGAUUUGAGAAACUUGGAAAUUCUCGCAUUUGUUAAUAAUAAAAUCAAAAUUUUGCCGCAAAAGCUCAUCUGGAAUUUGAUUAAUCUUAAAGAAAUUUGGUCAUAUACAAAUCCUAUUGAAGCGAUUCCAAUUAGAUUCUUUAAAAAUAACAAAAAAAUUGUUAAAGCUUGGAUGGGAUACAGUAAAAUUAAAAGAAUUGAAGUCAAUUUCAAAGCCUUACCAAAUUUAGAACUUCUGGAUUUGCGAGAAAAUGUUUGUAUUGAUUUGCAGUUUUGUAAGUCUUGUGGGAAAUUAAUUGAAGAUGUUCAGGACAAAAUUGAUGAACAGUGUGGACCAGAGAGCACAUUUGUGUCUGCUAAUGGCUCAAAUGUCGUGUAA